Molecule: messenger RNA, 1840 nt
Organism: Cuscuta europaea
Lineage: Eukaryota; Viridiplantae; Streptophyta; Magnoliopsida; Solanales; Convolvulaceae
Source: the annotation of a GenBank genome assembly
CUCGAUUGCGAUUUGCCCUCGUCCCCAAGCAACGUUCAAACACGACCAAACCGAAGACGCCAUUCCACUCUUCUUCUAGUUCCGUCCCGAUCCUGCCAACACCGAAGCUCCAUAUUACGAUGCCUACAGUCAGUGUAAAAUGGCAAAAGGAGGUGUUUCCUGCAGUGGAAAUAGAUACCACCCAGCCUCCGUAUGUCUUCAAAUGCCAGUUGUUCGACUUGACAGGGGUACCACCAGAGAGGCAAAAAAUUAUGGUCAAGGGUGGUCUAUUGAAGGACGAUGCUGAUUGGUCCGAAGUUGGAGUUAAAGAGGGACAAAGGUUAAUGAUGAUGGGUACUGCUGAUGAAAUUGUCAAGGCCCCUGAAAAAAGCACUGUCUUUGUUGAAGAUAUGCCAGAAGAGGAGCAAGUUAUUAAUGUGGGUCAUUCUGCUGGCUUAUUUAAUCUUGGAAAUACAUGCUAUAUGAACUCCACAGUUCAAUGCCUUCAUUCUGUUCCAGAGCUGAAAUCUGCUCUGAUGCAGUACCCCUAUGUGGACAGGAGAACUGAUUUGGACAGCUCAUCCAAUCUUCUGACAGUUGCAACCCGAGAUUUAUUUAAUGAACUUGAUAAAAACAUUAAACCAGUGUCUCCAGUGCAGUUCUGGACGGUAUUACGUAAGAAAUAUCCUCAGUUUGGCCAGCUCAGCAAUGGUGUCUUCAUGCAGCAGGAUGCUGAAGAGUGUUGGACACAAAUUCUCUACACCCUUUCCCAGUCUCUUAAAACCCCGGGAUCCAGUGAUACUUCCGAUACAGUGAAAGACAUUUUUGGCAUUGAUCUUGUCAGUAGGGUUCACUGUGCAGAAAGUGGUGAAGAAAGUUCAGAGACUGAAUCAGUUUAUUCCCUUAAAUGCCACAUCUCACAGGAGGUGAACCAUUUGCAUGAAGGAUUGAAACGUGGCCUGAAAUCAGAACUGGAGAAAUCUUCUCCAACUUUAGGUCGUAGUGCACUUUACCUCAAAGAUUCUCGAAUCAAUGGUUUGCCAAGAUACUUGACCAUUCAGUUUGUUCGAUUUUUCUGGAAAAGGGAAUCAAAUCAAAAAGCAAAGAUUUUACGGAAAGUAGAUUAUCCGUUGGAAUUGGAUGUCUUUGACUUGUGUUCAGACGAUUUACGUAAGAGAUUGGAAGUUCCUCGUAAGGCUUUAAGAGACGAGGAGGGUAAGAAAUUUGGUUUAAAAGCAAGUGGGGAGGGCUCGAGUUCAAAAGACAAUGAUGUCAAGAUGGUUGAUGCAGAUGAAUCCUCCAGUGCAAGUGGAGAGUCAUCAUCAAAGUCUGCACCACAAGAAGGUGCAAUGUCUGCAAAGGAACAACAAUUGACUGGUGUAUAUGAUUUAGUUGCUGUGCUAACUCAUAAGGGAAGAAGUGCAGACUCUGGGCAUUAUGUUGCCUGGGUCAAACAAGAAAAUGGAAAAUGGAUUCAAUUUGAUGAUGACAAUCCAACACUACAGCGUGAGGAAGACAUUACUAAACUUUCUGGAGGAGGUGAUUGGCAUAUGGCAUACAUUUGCAUGUACAAGGCUCGAUUCGCUCCUGUGUAAUGUUUUUUCCCUUCACGGUUUUGUGAUUUGGUAGUUUUUACAAUCCAUUUUAGAUUGUUCAAUUUUAUUAAGUUGGCCACUUGCUACUAGUUUCAUACAUCAAUUUAAGCUUUGCUGCUUUAUCACAUAAUCAUUACCUAUGUAUUAUGUACGAAAAAUUAUAUACUCCGUAUAUAUUUGUCAGGACAACAAGCAUUGAAAAAGUUUUGCUAGAGGUUCAAUAUGGCAAUGACUAGUACCAAAAUUAAUGCUUUACUAUUCAAUCC